CGCACAAGCAGCCAGGUGAUCAGCCAAGCCCGCGGCCAUUUUUAGUCUUCCCGCGCUGGGAGUCCGACUCCAUGCAGGAACCAGACAACGGCACCAGAAGAAUCGAGACUCUCUCCUUUUAAUGUUUCACUGGCAUCGAGCUCAUCCUCUGUUCUCUCUCUUUCUCUCUUUCUGUAGAUCUCUUACCAUCAUCUACUCCGUCGUUCUACACAGGAUCUGACACAUCAACCAUGUGCAAGCACAUCCUCAACGCUCAGGUGGCCAUCCGGUCUCCAUGCUGCCGGAAAUGGUUUGACUGUGCUGAAUGUCACUAUGAGCAGGAAAGCCACCCCCUGAUGCAGUCUUUUGAUAUGACCUUUGCCUGUAAGAAGUGCAAAAAGUGCUUCCGCAAAGACACGUCAGAGUUCGAGGACAGCGACGAGUAUUGCCCGCAUUGCGAUAACCACUUCGUUAUCGAGGCGAAGACCCCCACACCCGCCUUGAGGGUCGAGGGCGAGGAUGCCCGUAUCGACUCUAGAUUCCUCAAAGACGACCGCGUACGAGGUACUGCGGAGCGUUCUAUCUUCAAUGUCCGAGAUGCGGCGGACCGGCUAGGCUAGUGCGUAGAAGUCGCAGGAUUACGAAGAUACGAUUUUAGACGAUGCCUUCGGGCGUCAACCUGCUUCUGUUUUGACUGCGUGAGAUAUCCAGAUACGGCAGUAGAUACGUUAUGGUGUACAGGUGCAGAAUUCAAGAUUCUUUUUGUUUUA
This is a messenger RNA of Paecilomyces variotii, 749 nucleotides long. RefSeq lists its product as hypothetical. Gene Ontology annotation, molecular function: zinc ion binding. The record is from RefSeq and is a predicted model, not a curated record. The coding region runs from base 231 to 599 and encodes 122 amino acids. NCBI's taxonomy places the organism in Eukaryota, Fungi, Ascomycota, Eurotiomycetes, Eurotiales, Thermoascaceae. Gene Ontology annotation, cellular component: mitochondrial intermembrane space. The transcript has 6 exons. Gene Ontology annotation, biological process: protein import into mitochondrial intermembrane space.